Fonsecaea pedrosoi CBS 271.37 is the source of this 963-nucleotide messenger RNA. RefSeq lists its product as uncharacterized. NCBI's taxonomy places the organism in Eukaryota, Fungi, Ascomycota, Eurotiomycetes, Chaetothyriales, Herpotrichiellaceae. Gene Ontology annotation, biological process: protein phosphorylation. Bases 1 to 963 code for a protein of 320 amino acids. The record is from RefSeq and is a predicted model, not a curated record. The transcript has a single exon. Gene Ontology annotation, molecular function: ATP binding; protein kinase activity.
AUGACGCAUUUCGACUGUGAUCUUGACGAGGCCUCCUUUGUUAUUCGUUCCGAUGGAAAACUCUUCCACGUCUAUGUCCGAGCAGAGGACUUGGCGAACUGGCCUGAAAAGGCAGAGUUUCUGCGACUGAUCGAAGAAGCACCAGAAGACGAUGACGCUGACGAAGAUCUGUACACUCUCAUUUCAGAUGCUUGCAUUGCCAUGUUACGCGCUCACCAUUCGCUCUCGACCGAUCCACGCCAAUUUUCUCUUCAACAAUUCUACGUGCCCGAGACACUUUACUUUAAGUUGGUGGAAGAUGCGGGCAGCCUCACAUACUUACCUUGGAUUAAAGAUCGUCCUGAUCCCGUGGGAUUGAUUCCUCAGAUUCACUUGAGCAACAUUCCAGAAUCCUCAGAAAUCCCUCAUGUGGCCGCCUCGAUGACUAGAAUCUUACCGACAUGCGGCUCGGACGUCGACGACGUCCUAUCGGACACUCCAGGCUCCGUCCUCGUGGCCGGAGAUACUGCCUGUUACCAUUUCAAGGCAGUACAGGACCACGCGUCAUUUCUUCGAGAGUUCAAGAUACUACAACAAAUCAAGCACAGUCGCUUACAUCAAAAAUACCGGCUCCCAUCUAUCUACGGCCUUGUCCAUUACACCAACGAGCCACACAAGAUUCUAGGAGUAUUGAUGGAAUGCACAGAUCAUCAGGGUACGCUGGCAGACUAUAUUGGCACGGGCAGAAUCACGCAUUCACUGAGGCAGACAUGGGAGAGCCAGAUUCUAAAUACGGUGCUUGCGUUACAUCAUCAUGGAAUCAUUUGGGGAGAUGUGAAGCCUGACAACGUCUUAAUUGACAGCAUGAAAAAUACGUGGUUCGUUGACUUUGACGGAGGCUUCAACUCAGCGUACGUAGACGAAGAUCUUAUCGAGACGGUCGAAGGGGACUUAGAGGGAGUGUCGAGAAUAAUGGGUAAGUGA